This is a messenger RNA of Theileria equi strain WA, 360 nucleotides long. RefSeq lists its product as hypothetical. Bases 1 to 360 code for a protein of 119 amino acids. The record is from RefSeq and is a predicted model, not a curated record. NCBI's taxonomy places the organism in Eukaryota, Apicomplexa, Aconoidasida, Piroplasmida, Theileriidae. The transcript has a single exon.
AUGUCUCCUUUACCCCCUGGUGAUCAUCUUGAUGUUAAGGAUCCUGACCCUCUCUUAGUAAUAAUUGCAAGACGUGAAAAGAGUGGCAUCAGAUUUAAGUCGUUCUCUCCUAGGGACGGUAUUUCUAUUACAUCUGUUACAGACGGUGACAAAGAGAUUUGGGAUGCGUCUGGAGAGGAAGAAUGCAUCUUUGCUGAGUUCUCCAUCAGUAGAGACUGUCUAAUGUUAUAUUUGGAAAUUGAGGAUGGCGAGAAAGUUUGGCCCAGAUUCUUUGAGAAAGUUGGUGAGAUGUGGGAAGAAAUAAGCGUAAGGAGAUUUUCCGAUAAUCUGGAAAAGAUAAGGAGUGGAUCUAGUGAGUAA